This is a messenger RNA of Talaromyces stipitatus ATCC 10500, 1107 nucleotides long. RefSeq lists its product as uncharacterized. Gene Ontology annotation, molecular function: calcium channel activity; calcium, potassium:sodium antiporter activity. NCBI's taxonomy places the organism in Eukaryota, Fungi, Ascomycota, Eurotiomycetes, Eurotiales, Trichocomaceae. The coding region runs from base 1 to 1107 and encodes 368 amino acids. The record is from RefSeq and is a predicted model, not a curated record. The transcript has 2 exons. Gene Ontology annotation, cellular component: membrane. Gene Ontology annotation, biological process: intracellular calcium ion homeostasis; calcium ion transmembrane transport.
AUGAAUUGGGAUACACUAUGGUUCAACAUCGCUACAUUUAUCUGCGGCGUAUUCAUCCUCGACUACGGCGCCGACAAGUUCAUUGACCACACUGUCAUUGUCGGUCGUCGGUUGGGUAUUUCCCAAACACUAAUUGCUCUAUUAACGAUUGGCGCCGAAUAUGAGGAGCUCGCGGUAGUCAUCGCCGCAAUUCUACAACAUCGCUCUCCCCUAGCACUCGGCAACAUAAUAGGAUCAAGCAUUUCCAACAUCCUCGGCGCAUUUUCGCUUGGACUGCUGUUCCAUUCUGGACCGGUAAUAGAAGUCUCGAGAUUCGAUGCUGCGGCCAAGAUAUACACGGCGUUGUUAUUUGCCAUUACGACUGGUGUGGUUGGAGUCAUCUAUUUUCAUCUUUUGACAUGGGUUACGGGGGUUGUUUUGAUUGUGGUGUUUGGGGUGUAUAUUGUAUCCAUUGCAUAUGCUAUAUAUCGUGGCAUCAGUGUUUUGGCGCCGGACAGUAAUGAUGAGAGCGAGAGUGAUAGCGACAGUGGCAUCGGCGACGCCACCAUACCAUCAGAAAUCUCACCUCUUCUCUCUCCUACCAGCAACAGUGCAGCCCAUGAAAUAGUCCAAGAACCAACCACAAGGCCAAAACGCCCCCGAUCUCUCACCUACCACAUCACUCACCUCCUAAUCGGACUCAUCUCACUGUCUUUAUCAGGCUACAUCCUCUCGCACAGCGCCAGCUCAAUCGCCGACUCACUAAACCUCUCUGGCACACUCGUCGGUAUUACCAUUCUCUCCUUCGCGACUACACUACCCGAGAAAUUGAUCGCGGUACUUAGUGGGACGCGCGGUCAUGGAUCUAUUAUGGUCGCAAGUACGGCGGGGAGUAAUAUCUUUUUACUUACUUUGUGUCUUGGCGUUGUUGCCAUCACCGCUGAUAUGUCUUCAAAUAAGAUUGAUGGUGGGAAUAGAGUGGCCAUGUUUGAGUUGGGGGUUGCUUGGGUUUCUUCGGCGGUGCUUUUGUUGAUUGUCGGGUUGGGACUUGGGAGAGUGGCUGGUGUUGGGUUGCUUGCGGCUUAUGUGGGGUUUUUGGUGCUGGAGUUUACUAUCUAUAGGAGAUGA